CCUCUCUCUCUCUCUGUUGUUACUCUGGAUCUCAGCUCAGAAGAAGAGACACAAGUGGAUCACGAUGGGAAAACACGACCCUGGACGUCUCGCUGCGAUAGUCGUGUCUGUCGUCUUCUUCGUUAUAAGUCUGGUGUUCAACGGCCUCUCUGUAGUUGGAGUGGUUCCAUUUCAAACCACUACGGCCAGCAUUUCUGCGUGGUUUGACACCGAGCUCACGCCUUCAGGAUGGACCUUCUACAUCUGGACCGUUAUCUACAUCUGGCUGAUGGCGAUGGUUGUCUACAUCCUUACUGGCCUCUGCAGAAAGAAUGCAUAUGGAUAUGUUUACUGCAGCCCGGCUGUGCUGCCUUAUGGAUUCUUCGUUAGCUGGUGUUUGAAUAUGGGUCUCAAUAUUGGUUGGCUGCUUGUUUGGGACAGAGGCAUGAUGAUUGCUGCACUGGUGUUACUCAUCUUGGUCAUCAUCACAAACUACGCCAUGAUAGGCUUCGUCUGCCACGGGGUUCAUACUUAUGGACCUUGGCUGAAGAAACACCACAACCUAGACCUGUGGCUCAUCCGUGUGUUGAUUCUGAAUGGAGUGAUGAUCUACACGACAUGGACAACCAUCGCGACACUCAUCAACCUGACCAUCGUGUUGUCUUCCAAUGCAAAUAUGUUCCCACCAGACGCCGCCACCCUCUCGUACACUGUUUUGGGCGUUGUGAUGAUAGUUUGGUAUAUUCUGGAGAACUUUGUCCUGGACAAGCAUGUGCGGUACAUACUUAUCACCUACCCUGUCGUGAUCUGGGCGCUGUCUGGAAAUCUGAACAAAAACUUUGAUGCUACAUCACCCUCUGACAAUGGCAUCUUCAUUGCUGCGCUGCUGGGCUUGGCUAUUGCUGUGUUUAUCCUGCGGCUUGGUCUGGUGAUUUGGAGACACAUCAAGCAGCCACUGUACGAAGAUGCAAAUCCUGAAGCGAUGGCGAUUGCAGAGAAGAAGAAAAAUAUAUUUUUCUGAGUGUUUUCAGGAUAGAACGCAAGUGACGUGUAAAGGUUUAUCAUAGAAGAUUAUGUUGUGACAUUGUAUGCUAUUAUUAUUCAGGGUUUUUAAGACUUUCAUGGAAGAUUUAGAAUAUGUAAUACUACUACUACUACUACUACUAAUAAUAAUAAUAAUAAUAAUAAUAACAAUAAAUUAACCAUUAAAAUAUACCUGCAUAGUUCAGAUCAGUUCUCCUUAUGUCAAGCUUUUCAACUGGCUGAACUAUGAGCCUUUUUAUAGCUGUUUCCUAACUCUCUCAUGAGGCACUGAUAAGGAGACGAAAAGGACAAAGAUGCAGAAAUGUUGUUAUCAACCACUUGUGUGUUAAACAAUAAAAAUAUCCAUUGUGGGAUUAUCUUGAAAUUUCUUUUUUUUUUUUAUUCUUUAUUUUGUUGUUGUUCCAAAGCUAACUGUUUUAAUCUUAUGUUGACAUACUGUAUUUAUUGAAAUAAAGCACAAAUCAAGUC
Messenger RNA from Mugil cephalus (flathead mullet), 1491 nucleotides. RefSeq lists its product as uncharacterized. Bases 65 to 1000 code for a protein of 311 amino acids. NCBI's taxonomy places the organism in Eukaryota, Metazoa, Chordata, Actinopteri, Mugiliformes, Mugilidae. The transcript is spliced from 8 exons. The record is from RefSeq and is a predicted model, not a curated record.